AAAUUUCUUGCAACGCGGACUAAAAUUAAAAUUUAUCAAUAAUCAAGGGAUCAAACGUGCUAUUAACAAAGAGGUGGAAAAGAAAGAUAAAACGUACCAUCUUUUUCUUUUCUUGUGUGGCAGACAAUCUGCUAGACCCCUACCCCAACUCCCACACCCUCAAACACACGUAUACAUACAACAUCUAUAUAUAUAUAUAUAUAUAUAUAUAUACAUAUAUUUGUGCAAUAUAAAUUACAUACAAUUAAAAUCCCUUAGAAAAGGGGGAAUUGAUAGUCCAUAUAAUAAGAGAAAUGAUACACAAAUAUGACAAUCAACAAAGGAGGAGGAGCCACUGAGUGCUGCAUGUGUGGAGAUUAUGGUUUAUCUUCUGAGCUUUUCAAAUGCAAAAUUUGCCAUUUUAGAUCUCAACACAGAUAUUGUAGCAAUUUGUAUCCAAAAGCUGAGUCUUACAGAAUUUGUAAUUGGUGUUUGAGUCCAAAAGAGAUUUCUGGAGAAAGAACACAAAAUUCUUCAAAUUCAUCAUCAUCAUGUAAAAAUACUGCAAGUGAUCAUAAUAUUCAAGAUGGUUCAAAGUUGAAGAAAAAAUUGAUGAUUAGAAAUGAAAAUGAUAUUAUUGGAAGAACAAGUCCAAAGGGGAAAUUAAAGAGUUGUACUAAUUUGAAGGUUCAACUUGUCAAGAAAAAUAAUCCCAUCAAAAAAUUACAAAAGUCUCCCUCAUUAGUGGAUGCUAGAAAAAAGGUGAAUAUUGAAGAAAAAAUAAGGAGGACAAAAUCAGAAGAAAUGUCAAAUAGAGGGAUUACAAGAAAGGUAAUUAAAAAUAGGGUAAGAAGAUACAAGCUCUUGGAUGAAGUCUCUAGUUAAUUAAUUUUCAAGAGUUUAAUUUGUAGAUUUUUUUUUUUUUUGGUAUGUGUUAGUUUUGGUGAUUCUGAAAUUUCGCACAUACAAAUUUAUGUAGAGCAAAAAAAUGGGGUUGAUUUAUUCGAACCCUUUGAUUGUGAUUUGAGAAAUUUACAAUGUAAAGCUAGGGUUAUUGGAGUACUCUUGUUAA
This is a messenger RNA of Capsicum annuum, 1051 nucleotides long. RefSeq lists its product as uncharacterized. The transcript is spliced from 2 exons. The record is from RefSeq and is a predicted model, not a curated record. Bases 307 to 864 code for a protein of 185 amino acids. NCBI's taxonomy places the organism in Eukaryota, Viridiplantae, Streptophyta, Magnoliopsida, Solanales, Solanaceae.